AUGUCUGCCCAGGAACAGAAGCUGCAUGCCAGCAUUGCGAAGAACCAAGAGCUGCAGGACUUGAGACUGGAGCGGCUGGACGCGUUGACAGCUGAGAAGAACCAAGCGUCCGAGCAGUCUGCGGAUCACGAGUCAGCUUCUGCACGUGUGGCAGAGUUGGAGCAGGAACUUCAGAUGGCUGGGGCAAUGUCUGCCCAGGUGGAGCAGUUGAAAAUGGAAAUGGAACAGAAGCUGCAUGCCAGCAUUGCGAAGAACCAAGAGCUGCAGGAGCGGCUGGACGCGUUGACAGCUGAGAAGAACCAAGCGUCCGAGAUGCAGUCUGCGGAUCACGAGUCAGCUUCUGCACGUGUGGCAGAGUUGGAGCAGGAACUUCAGAUGGCUGGAGCAAUGUCUGCCCAGUACCAAGAGAUGAAAAUGGACAUGGAACACAAACUGGAGGAGACGACUGCCAGGAACCAGACGCUGCAGGAGCAGUUGAACGUGCUGGAAGUUGAGAAGAGCCAAGCAUCGGAGAUGCAAGCGGCUGCUGUUGCUCGCAUCGCCGACUUGGAGAAGGAGCUGCACAUGGCCAGGGACUCUUCGGCCAAGGUGCUUGAGGAAGCGCCAAUCCAGGAUAAAGCUCCACGAAAGCCAAGCACGGAAGGAGGAGACAACGGAUGGGGUGACUUUGAUUUUGAUGGCAUCCAAACAACCCCUGUUCAGCAACCGCUUCCAGAGCCAAUUUCUGUGAGCCAGCAUCCAGAAGGAGAUGGCUGGGGUGACUUCGACCUAGAGGACAGCAAGCCAAAGGUUGCCGAGAUGGCUGGGGCAACUGCUGCCCAGGUGGAGCAGUUGAAGGUGGAAAUGGAUCCUUGGCUAUGUGUUGUGCUGGGUGCUGGCCUGGGUGCCAUUCCUUGCGGCGGAACACUAGUUGCCAGUAGGUGGGAAGCUGAUCUUGUUGUCUUUGCAGGGUUCAAGAAGCUCUUCCAAACCACCUUUGGCCCCCAUGCAGUUUUUACGCAUUUGGAAAAGGGCACAACCUGCUUUGAGGAACAGAAGCUGAAGAACAGCGUUGCGAAAAACAAAGAGCUGCAGGACGUGAGACUGGAUGCGAAAAUGUUUGUCCGGGUGGAGCAGUUGGAUGCACUGACAGCUGAGAAGAACCAAGCGUCCGAGCAGUCAGCCGAACACCUGUCAGCCUCAGCUCGUGUGGCGGAGUUGGAGCAGGAACUCCAGAUGGCUGGGGCAACUUCUGCCCAGGUGGAGCAGUUGAAGGUGGAAAUGGAACAGAAGCUGAAGAACAGCGUUGCGAAAAACAAAGAGCUGCAGGAGCAGUUGGAUGCACUGACAGCUGAGAAGAACCAAGCGUCCGAGAUGCAGUCAGCCGAACACCUGUCAGCCUCAGCUCGUGUGGCGGAGUUGGAGCAGGAACUCCAGAUGGCUGGGGCAACUUCUGCCCAGGUGGAGCAGUUGAAGGUGGAAAUGGAACAGAAGCUGAAGAACAGCGUUGCGAAAAACAAAGAGCUGCAGGACGUGCAGUCAGCCGAACACCUGUCAGCCUCAGCUCGUGUGGCGGAGUUGGAGCAGGAACUCCAGAUGGCUGGGGCAACUUCUGCCCAGGAUGAAGCUCCAAGAAAGCCAAGCACGGAUGGAGGGGACAACGGCUGGGGCGACUUUGACUUUGAUGGCAUCCAAACAACCCCUGUGCAGCAGCCGUUUCCAGAGCCAACCUCCGUGAGUCAGCAUCCAGAAGAAGGUGACCAGGGUGGCUGGGAUGAAUUUGGCCUAGAUCUGCUGGAAACCAAUCCUCAGCCAAACGGCGAUGACCCAGGUGCAGGUGCUUCAGACCUGUUAGAUGAGCCACAGGUAGAGCAGUUGUUGAAGGUGGACAUGGAACAGAAGCUGCAAGCCAGCCUUGCAAAGAACAAAGAGCUGCAGGAGCAGCUGGAUGCGCUAAAAGCUAAGAACCAAGCAUCCGAGAUGCAGUCGGCGGAGCACCUGUCAGCUUCGGCACGUGUUGCAGAUCUGGAGCAGGAACUUCAGGCGGCUGAGGCAACUUCUGCCAAGGUCGCGCAGUACGAAGAGUUGAAGAUGGAAAUGGAACAGAAACUGGAGGAGACAUUUGCGAGGAACCAGAUGCUGCAGGAGCAGAUGAACGCACUGACAACUGAGAAAAACCAAGCAUUGGAGAUGCAAGCGGCUGAACAGCUGGCAGCUUCUGUGCGCAUCAGUGACUUGGAGAAGGAACUGCAAAUGGCCAGAGAAGCUUCUGCCAAGGUGCAGCCUGCUGCUGAAGCGCCAAUCCAGGAUGAAGCUGCUCGAAGAAAGCCAAGCACGGAAGGAGGAGACAACGGCUGGGGCGACUUUGACUUUGGCAUCCAAACGACCCCUGUUCAACAACCGGUUCCAGAGCCAACCUCCGCGCAUCCAGAAGAAGGCCAUGGUGACAGAAUAUCUGAUCCUUCUGGGCCAAUGCCAAAUGCGGAGGUGGAGCCUGCAAAGGCACAGGCGGCAGGAGACGAUGGCUGGGGUGACUUUGACUUUGAUGGUCUUGAAGCAGCUCCUGUCCAAGAGCCUGCCUCGAGUCAGCAGCCUCCCAGAGAAGGAUCCGAUGGUUGGGAUGACUUUGAUUUUGGGGACGACUCCUUCAACGCACCAGCGCCAGCACCGGCCCAAGAGCCGGAUGUCGGCAAGAUCCAGAAGGAACUCGAAAAGAGUAAACGUGAGUUGAGAGAGGCCAAAGAGGCCUUGGAUCUUCAGAAAAAGGUGGCAGCGCAAGCCCUGGAACUGCAACAGCAGGAGGCCGCUUGCGCCGCGGCGCAGCUGGAGGACGCUCGGCUGCGCUUGGAGGAGCUGGGCGCCUCUGAGGCCGUAAGCGCCUCAAGUGAGUCCGCUCCAGCUCCUGCGGUGUCGAUGUUUUCCACAGCUUCCCGAUUGUUGGGCACCGCCACCUCGGUGGCGGCGGCCGCCCGCGCGGCGGCGGAGCAGAUCUCGCAGAUCUCGGAGGAGCGGCCGAAGGAAGCAGGCACGGGAGGACAGAGCGGAUGGGAGACAGACUUUGGAACCAGCGAUGCAGGGGCUGCACGGAAGCAUCUCGAGGAUGAACUUGAGGUGCUGAAGUCCCGGUUGGCCAUGGCCCAUGACCAGUUGCAGGCCGAGCGCAAGGCACAGGGCGCCAUGAAGGCUCUGAGCUCCGAAGUGACCUCUCUCUCCGAGGUGUUGGCGCGCGAGCGCCAGGAUCAUGAACGGGAAAAGGUUCAUUUGAAGGAGCAGAUUCGUCAG
Cladocopium goreaui is the source of this 3261-nucleotide messenger RNA. NCBI's taxonomy places the organism in Eukaryota, Dinophyceae, Suessiales, Symbiodiniaceae. The record is from the annotation of a GenBank genome assembly.